This is a messenger RNA of Penaeus vannamei (Pacific white shrimp), 896 nucleotides long. The record is from RefSeq and is a predicted model, not a curated record. Lineage: Eukaryota; Metazoa; Arthropoda; Malacostraca; Decapoda; Penaeidae.
UGUAGCCGCCAUACUGGUUCCUCUGCUCGCCGACUGCUGUUUAGAAUGGAUUCACAUUUCCCGACUCGAACUCCGAGCUAAAUGGCCCUUGAGCAACAACGCCGCCUAGAAUGGAUCCGGAUUUCCACGAAUGAGGUGGUCCUGCACGUGGCGGCGGCGGUGACCAGACCAACGAGCAGACGUCGAGCCGCGGCUGCAGUCGUAGCAGCAGCGGUGGUACUGGCGGCGAGGAGGACGGAAGAGAGGAGGGAAGAGAACGGGCGCCGAAGCAGACAAGACAACAACAGUGACUUCAUGGAACCUGAUGUGUGUGAUAUCGUAGAACCUAAUGACAACGAUGACGAAAUCAUUAAUCCUGAUGAGGUUUUUGAUAGUGGCUUAAUUUCUACAGAUGUCAACAAAGACGCAUAAUAUCCUGGAUAUAUCUUACACGUUGGCAUUACAUGACUAACACGUUCGCAAUGCCAUAUUUGAGAUUUGGUUUCGUGGGACAUCAUGUGAAUGUCCAAGACGAUAUUUUUUAUUAUGUGAUAAAAUAUCCGAGAUGACGUGCAGAAAUAUGAUAAUAUCCACAAUGAUUUUGAAAUGUCUGUGAUGGAGACACACAUUCCGAUAAUCAGCAAGAUAUGCGUUUUAUCGUUAUUAUAUACUGAUUUCAUAAUAAUAGUCGACUUCUGCAUCAGCUAAUAAUUACCACGAAUACGUUUAUACUUUGUCAGAAAUGCAAGCAGUUCAUGUGAUUUUUUAAAAGUGUGUUCCCGAAUUUCUGCUGAUUAAUUGACGCUGAUUAUCGGAAGCAAGGUUAAAGUAGACUAGAAAAAUAUGAGGUUUGCUUUAGGAAAACAUACAGAUGUUAUCGGGCUCGAGACUUAGAGCUUCUCUACAGAUAAGAACAA